Molecule: messenger RNA, 1958 nt
Organism: Copidosoma floridanum
Lineage: Eukaryota; Metazoa; Arthropoda; Insecta; Hymenoptera; Encyrtidae
Source: RefSeq, a predicted model, not a curated record
GUCGCUCCGCAGAGCUCGUCGCGCUCGGACACGUCCUUUUACAUCGGGAUCCCACCGUGUGUAGUACUGCUCUCGGAACUUGUCCUUUUUUCGCAUCAGCACGGACUAGUGGCUUAUUUUUUUCGCUUCCCUCGUCUGGCAACCCUUUCUUUAUUUCUUUCUUUUUUUUUUUUUUUUUUACAUUUUGUUUUUUCUGCAAAACCAUUCGAGUGCCAAGAGACGGAGGAGUCUUACGUGGACGCUGACGCCGUUCCGGGGCUGCUGAGACUGCGGCCGUUCUUGCAGACUCUGGAAAGACACACCCGCUCGAAAGAAAUGUCGAAGACACGAGGGGUGAGCGGCGCCGUCGAGGCAAAGGGCUCGCAUCCCAGCAAAUUGUCGGGCCGGAUGUGAUGGAGCGUUGCCGUCAAAAAGGAUCACAAUGAUGGGACCUCGUGAGGCGCAGGGCCAACCAAACAAGCGAUAAAGAAAGAGAGGGAGUCAUUGCGCGGGGCACGAUGGUCUCGGGCUGGUGUCCGUGCGUGCCCCUGGGUCGCAGGGAGUCCUCCUCGAACCAACAGCCGCAGCAGCAAAAGUCAAAGCGCGCCGGGCCGUUUAUCGUCAGUGCCGCGGCUGAUCGCACCGACAGGGUGCAAAUGUUCUACCACGAGAACCACGGCAAGUGCUGUAAAAAGCUCCUCAGAUACAACGGUUACCCCAACAAGGUCCUCCUCUUUCCCGACGAAGGCUGGGCGAGGAGCGCGAGCAGUUCCUACUGGACGUUGACGCCCUUCUGGUGGAGCCGGAGCCGCUGCAAAGUCGUCGAGGUCGCGGGCACGAGGAGGUACAGCACGCAAGCGAAAAUGGUCGACAACGGCAACGGUGCGCUCUACAUCAUCGGCUCCUUCAAACGAAUGACCAUUGACGCCGACUUCAAACUGUACCUGACGUCCAACGUGUCGUCGAGCGACUACAACAUGGGCUACAGUAUGACCGGCACGUUAGAGCGCGGCUGCAAAAAGACCAACACCUUCCAGGUGACGCAUUUCGCGGUCAUACGCAGGCGAGACUACGAGAAGGCCUACGAGGACCGGAAUCUCACCUAGUGCCCGUCCACGCCCCCGCAGUCCGAGUGCGGGGACUACGAACAAUACACGUAGUCGUAAGGGUGCCUCGACCACACAAUGUACACGUACUCUUUUUUACCAUUGGUUUUUUUUUAUCAUACGAAAAAAAAAAAAAAACAAAAAAAAAUGAAGCGCGUACAGAUGCUAAUAACGUGAGAGAAACAAAAAAAGAAAUUCAAAGUGAGGAUUGUGUAACACCUCGAGCUACGCCCCAAAGGAGAAAACUAGUUCAGCGAAAGGAAAAAUGGGGGUGGGACGGCUUCGAACUUAUUUACGAUCUCGCGCGGAGUUUUGAAAAGUGGAACAGCCCAGCUGACCCGUUCUACUUCCCUAGCUCUCAACAAUCAUCCAUUUUCGUGUUUAUUAUAUUUUCAAGAAAAAAAAAAGGGGGAUUAUGGCUUUUCCUCCUUGAUGCGCGUUCGGGAGAUUUUUUGCUGUUCUCAAACUGAGACCGAAUCCGGAUGAUUCGGCUAUGGAUCGACAAGCAUUUUUAUUCCCGCAUUAAAAGAGACAAUGUACACAGAGUUAUUUUGACAAUAGAUUUGAGAUUCCCAAACUGUAUAUUCAUACGUCGUCUUAUCCGUGUAAAAUGUCGAGAGAAAAAUGUUUAUGCGUAACUGGGGUUGAACUAUUUUUAUUAAAAAAGUAAAAAAUAUCUAUGAAAACAUGUACUUGUGCCCAGGAAUACGUGGGAGAAGGAAACUGCAAAUGUACCAGAGGGUGAGUUUAAAUUUCAUUUGUGUGUGUGUUUGUCGCACCUAAAAAGCGGAGGCACCCCGUGACAGAGCAAAACGUCCAUAAUAGUGUUAAUAGGUAUAAUAAUAUAUCUCGUGAGUAUAUAUAGAGCGAAAG